Messenger RNA from Rotaria socialis, 1329 nucleotides. Lineage: Eukaryota; Metazoa; Rotifera; Eurotatoria; Philodinida; Philodinidae. The record is from the annotation of a GenBank genome assembly.
AUGAGCAGAUUUCCAUUGAUCUCUAGUUCAAAUUUUACAUCAGAUUUAAGAAAUGUUUCUGUGGUUCUUAAUGAUUUACUAAAAUCUUAUGAUCCUUUUCAUCGACCAACCUAUGGCGGUAAACCUGAUAAAGUCAUUGUUGAUAUAUAUAUUCGUAGUAUGGGCGCUGUUAGUGAACUCGACAUGGAAUAUUCAUUUGAUUGCUUUUUUCGGCAACGAUGGACUGAUACUCGGCUUGUUUUUAAUACAACGGAAGUCAUGAAUUAUAAAUCAUUACCAGUUAGUAUUAAAAUGUUUGCAAAAAUUUGGAAGCCUGAUACAUAUUUUUAUAAUGGUCGACGUUCUUAUCUUCAUUCAGUACCUAAUAUCAAUCGAUUUUUUCGUAUUGCAACUAACGGUGCUAUACUUUAUUCGCAACGUUUAACUAUUCGAGCUUCGUGUGCAAUGAAUCUUCGAAAUUUACCACUUGACACACAACAUUGUACUUUAUUAAUUGGUAGUUAUGCUUACGAUAAUGAAGAAACAAUAUAUGAAUGGAAUACGAAAAGUCCUGUUGAUAUACAAAGUGAUUUAAUUAUGAAUCAAUUUUCAUUAGUUAAUGCAAGUGUCGGUACGCAACAUCUUAUUAGAGAUAAUCGAACUCGAUCCAUAGUAUACGUUGUAUUUUCUCUUCGUCGUCAUGUGGGUUAUUUUUUAAUUCAAUUAUAUAUUCCAUGUAUACUCGUCGUAUUUUUAUCAUGGGUGGGUCUUUGGUUAAAUCGUGAAGCAACAAAUGAUCGAAUUAAUUUAGGUGUAACAACAGUUCUAACACUUAUAUUUGUUAUAAUGGAAGGGAAAAAAGAUCUACCGAAAGUUUCCUAUCUUACAGCACUUGAUUGUUUUAUAGCUGUUUGUUUUAUUUUUGUUUUCUCAACAUUAUUCGAAUUUGCACUUGUUCAUUAUUAUACAAAAGCACGAACAGGUGAUCUUAAUGAAAAUAUGCGCGAAUUAGAAGAUUAUAUUAUUCGAAAUGAUGAUCCUAAUUCAAACGACCAUCAUGUAACUAAUAAUGAUAUUCAUUUAGUUUAUCGAUCAUCAGUAAGAAGAAAACUAUCAGCAAAAAAGUUAACAUCAAGAAAAAGUUUUAGCAAAUAUUGGCAAAGCAUUUAUUGUAAACCAGCUUAUUCAGCGUUUCAAGGACAAGCUUUAAAAAAUAUUUUUUAUUCGAAUAGUAUUAGUCAAAUUGAUAUUAUCGCAAGAAUUUUUUAUCCGCUAACUUUUUUAAUAUUUAAUCUAAUUUAUUGGACUUAUUAUUUAUAUGCGAGUCAACAACAAUCAAAAGAGAAAUGA